GGAACGAGGCUAGUAGCCUCGUCUUCACGGGUCAGCCUGUGGCCGAUUCCGAACUCCCUUGGGCGUCCCGCUCCAAAUCAGCUUAUCGCUCUUUCGAAUUCGCCGCGAUUCUGGGAGUUCGCAUGUGAACCUCGCUUUUUUUAGACCAUGACUUUUAGGAUCAAUAUCCUAUUUGCGUGUGAAUGCUGUUCUGCUGCCACGUGGGCAUGGAUGACAAAAGGCUAAUAUACUUGAUGCCCAGAAAAUUGAUAGGUUUGCAGAAGAUUAUUCUGGCAUUUGAAAAUAGAAUUAUAACUGGAACCUGUAAUAACAAGUUGUUUUGCUAAUGACUUUUCAUGAGACGCAAGCUGGUCUCUAGUGGGACUCUGUGGGAGGAUGAAUGCAGAGGAGCUGGAGCUACUGAGUGAUUCCAAGUACAGGAACUAUGUAGCAGCUGUUGACAAGGCUCUGAAAAGCUUUGAAUACUCCAGCGAAUGGGCCGAUCUAAUCUCAUCACUUGGAAAGCUAAACAAGGUUCUACAAAACAAUGCAAAGUACCAAGUCGUACCAAAAAAGCUGACCAUAGGAAAGCGCCUUGCACAAUGCCUUCACCCUGCCUUACCAGGUGGCGUACACCGGAAGGCACUUGAGACCUAUGAGAUUAUCUUCAAGAUCAUUGGGCCCAAGCGUCUGGCCAAAGAUCUCUUCCUGUACAGCUCUGGGUUGUUUCCUCUUCUCGCCAAUGCUGCUAUGUCUGUCAAACCAGCAUUACUCAGUCUGUAUGAAGUAUAUUAUCUUCCUAUGGGCAAAACGCUGAAACCAGGCCUACAAGGGCUGUUAACUGGGAUACUUCCUGGCUUGGAGGAGGGGUCAGAGUAUUAUGAGAGAACCAACACUCUGCUGGAGAAGGUAGCUGCCGCAGUGGACCAAUCAGCUUUCUACAGCGCGCUGUGGGGUAGUCUUCUUACCAGCCCUGCAGUCCGGUUGCCUGGAAUUACGUACGUCCUCUCCCAUCUAAACAGGAAGCUUUCCAUGGAAGACCAGCUCUAUAUAAUAGGCAGUGAUAUUGAAUUAAUGGUAGAAGCAGUAAGCACUUCAGUGCAGGAUUCCAGUGUAUUAGUUCAGAGGAGCACACUGGACCUGAUCCUGUUCUGUUUUCCAUUUCACAUGAGUCAGGCAACACGCCCAGAUAUGAUCAGAAUUCUGUCAGCAUCUCUUCAUGUAGUCCUGCGCAGAGACAUGUCACUCAAUCGAAGGCUUUAUGCAUGGCUUCUAGGUUUUGAUCACAAUGGUGCCAUUAUAGGGCCUAGAAGCACAAGGCAUAGUAAUCCUGAAGAACAUGCUACAUACUACUUCAAUACAUUUUCUAAGGAAAUGCUAGUUCAGGCAAUGGUGGGAAUUUUGCAAGUCAAUGGGCAUGGAAAGGAGAGUACAUUGAUGCAGGACCUAAAGCCUUUUCGAAUUCUUAUCAGUUUACUGGAUAAGCCUGAGCUAGGACCUGUAAUAUUAGAGGAUGUACUCAUUGAAGUAUUUAGGACAUUACACACACAGUGCAAAGCAGAACUGGAUCUUCAGGUGGAGUCUUCCUUCAGCAAGGACCAUACACAGCUAAGCAGCAAACUGAGGGAAAAUAAGAAAACUGCAGAGCUGAUUAAAACUGCCAAUCUUCUGUUUAAUUCCUUCGAGCCUUACUAUAUGUGGGAUUACAUUGCCCGUUGGUUUGAAGAGUGUUGUAGGAGGACACUACAUGCCCGACUACAGACUGGAGGUGGUAGUGAGCCUGCUGAACUCCCCCUUACCAAUUUCUGCCUAUUAGUUGAUUUUUUGUUGGAUAUAGUAUCUUUGCCUACUAGAAGUAUGAGAGUGCUUUGUCAGGAGACCUAUAUUGAAAUACAAACGGAACACCUGCCUCAGCUGUUACUCAGGAUGGUCUCUGCAUUGACAAGCCACCUUCAGACUUUACACCUCUCUGAAUUAACAGAUUCCUUGAGACUCUGCUCCAAGAUUCUUAGCAAGGUUCAACCCCCACUGUUAUCUGCUGGCACUGAUGGUGCACUGCAGCUUCCAAGUAGGCACAGCAGCACCAUCAAAGAAUGGGAAGAUAAAAAGAUGCCGCUGGUUCCUGGAGAAAAUCCCAGUGAUGUGUUUGAAGACGGUGAAAAUCCUCCAAGCAGUCGAUCGUCGGAAAGCGGCUUUACUGAGUUUGUACAGUAUCAGGCUGAUACAGCUGAUGACAUUGACCGGAUAUUGAGUGGGGGUUCUGGAAUGGCUGGCAUUCCCAUUAUAGGUAGUGCCUCCUCAGAGACGGAGACCGCCUCAACGGUGGGUUCUGAGGAAACCAUUGUGCAGCCUUCUUCCAAGAUGACAGGAUCUCGAGGUGGGAAGACAACAAACGUUCAAAAGACUGCAAUGCAGUGCUGUUUGGAGUAUGUCCAGCAGUUUUUAACCAGAUUUAUCAACCUGUAUAUCAUUCCAAGCAAUUCCUUGUCUCGGCCUUUGGUAGCAGAGCUUCAGGAAGACCUCAUUAAAGGGAAAGGAGAGACUCCACAAUGCACUCGUGAGUCACAAGGAGAUGCAGCUAAAGGGAAAAAAGCAACUAGGAAGACACCACCAAAAGAAUACCUCUCUGCCUUUAUUGCUGCCUGUCAGCUCUUCCUUGAAUGUUCAAGUUUUCCCAUUUACAUUGCAGAGGGAAACCACACAUCCGAAAUACAUGCUGAAAAGACAGAUGUUGAUUGUGAGCAAGAGCAGCCUCCUUUGUGGCUCCAGACUCUUAUGAGCGCUUGCAGACAAGCAAAUGAUUUUAGUAUCCAAGGUGCCACUAUUUCUUUAAUAAUGGACUUAGUUGGGUUGACCCAGUCAAUUGCUGUUGUCACUGGAGAAAAUCUGAAUAGUGUAGAAACGGCGCCACCUCUUAGUCCAAACCAGGGAAGGGUGGCUGUUGUCAUCAGACCUCCUCUUACUCAAGGCAACCUCCGAUACAUGGCUGAAAAGACAGAUUUUUUUAAGCAUGUGGCUUUGACUCUGUGGGAGCAGUUGGGCGAUGGAACUCCUCAACAUCACCAGAAGAGUGUGGAGCUUUUUUUCCAAUUGCACAACCUAGUACCAUCGUCUAGCAUUUGUGAGGAUGUUAUAAGUCAGCAGCUGACCCACAGGGAUAAGAAAAUCAGGAUGGAAGCUCAUGCAAAGUUUUCAGUGCUCUGGCAUCUCACCAGAGACCUACAUAUUAACAAGUCUUCUUCAUAUGGUCGUUCAUUUGACAGGUCCUUAUUUAUCAUGCUAGACAGUCUGAACAGUUUGGAUGGUUCUACCUGGUCAGUGGGUCAAGCCUGGUUAAAUCAAGUACUCCAAAGGCAUGACAUUGCAAGAGUUCUUGAACCUUUGCUUCUGCUGCUUCUCCAUCCAAAAACUCAGCGUAUUUCUGUUCAGCGGGUACAAGCUGAAUGCUACUGGAAUAAAUCCCCCUUUUAUCCUGAAGAUGAGCAUGAAAAGCAUUAUAUGCAGAAAUUUAACUGUGGCAAUGCAUUUGUCCACAUGCCAGCAAGUCAAGAACAAGACAUUGCAGCUAAAGAAAACAAUGAAAAGCAACUUGCUAUGGAUGAAAUGGAGAACUUCAGUCUUACCGUCAACCCUUUAAGUGACAGAAUUUCCCUACUGAGUACCAGCAGUGAAACUAUUCCUCUGGCUGCAUCUGAUUUUGAUCUUCCUGACCAUCAGAUUGAAAUACUGCAGAGUUCGGACUCCGGAUGUUCUCAGUCAUCUAUUGGGGACAGCCUAAGCUAUGAGGUGGAGGCAGAAAAUAUGACUGCACCAGACAGUUCUCAGCAUUUAAGUGGUGAUUCAACAGAUGAAAUAGUCCAGCAAGUGGUCAUUGACUUGAUAUGCAAGGUUGUGAGUGGGCUUGGCAAAGAUACUGAACCAGUUAAACACUUCCUGUUCCCAGAAGAUACCUCAACUAAAUUAAAUGCUUCGGAUUCCUCUGAAGAGGUGACUGAAGCUGGAGAUCCAAACAUUCAGGAUAGCCAGAGCAGUUUGCUUAGUAAUGACAGUUCUCAGUUGUUAUCUGUCUCAACUGAGGUGGGACUUGAAAGUCUUUCCAAUGAAAUCUCCAGAAACAACUCUUCACCUUGCAUCUCAUUAAGCCAGCAGAAUUCCAGUGACCCAGCUUCCAUAUCAACAGAAACAAAGUCUAGGCAGAGAAGUCAUAGUAGCAUCCAGUUCAGCUUCAAGGGGAAAGUGCCUGAAAAAAUGUCAGAGAAAGAAACCAUUGUGAAAGAGGCUGGUAAGCAGCCAGGAGCAAAGCCCAAAGUCAAAAUAGCCAAAAGGAAGGAUGAAGAGAAGAAGAAAGCUCAAGCCGAGAGACUUAAACAAACCAGUGUUUUCUUCAGUGAUGGCCUUGACUUGGAAAACUGGUACAGCUGUGGAGAGGGAGAGAUCUCAGAAAUUGAAAGUGACGCAGGGUCACCAGGAAUGCGGAAGUCUCCCCAUUUCAAUAUCCAUCCUUUAUACCAGCAUGUGUUGCUGUACCUUCAGGUGUAUGACUCCUCAAGGACUCUGUAUGCUUUUUCUGCCAUUAAAGCCAUCUUGAAAACAAACCCUUCUGCCUUUGUGAAUGCAAUCUCUACCACUAGUGUGAACAAUGCCUAUACUCCUCAGCUUUCCUUACUUCAGAAUCUUUUGGCUAGACAUCGCAUAUCUGUUAUGGGUAAAGAUUUCUAUAGCCAUAUCCCCGUGGACUCAAACCAUAAUUUUCGAAGCUCCAUGUACAUAGAGAUCCUGAUUUCCUUAUGUUUAUACUACAUGCGGAGCCACUAUCCAACCCAUGUAAACGUCUCCCCCCAAGAUCUGAUAGGAAAUCGUAAUAUGCAAAUGAUGAGCAUUGAAAUCCUGAUUCUUCUCUUUGCUGAGUUGGCCAAAGUGGUGGAAAGUUCCACGAAAGGCUUCCCCAGCUUUAUUUCAGACAUGCUCUCCAAAUGCAAGGUCCAGAAGGUGGUCCUGCACUGUUUGCUCUCCUCCAUCUUCAGCGCCCAGAAGUGGCACAGUGAGAAAGUCGCUGGCAAAAACAUAGUGGCCGUUGAGGAAGGCUUCUCUGAAGACAGCCUCAUUAACUUUUCCGAAGAUGAAGUUGACAACGGCAGCUCCCUGCAGUCCCAGCUCCUAAAAGUCCUUCAGAGAUUGAUUGUUCUGGAGCAUAGAGUAAUGACUGUGCCCGAGGAGAACGAGGCAGGCUAUGAGUUUGUCAUCACUGACUUGGAACACAUCAACCCCCAGCAGCCAAUGACUUCCCUUCAGUACUUGCACUCUCAGCCAAUAACCUCCCAAGGCAUGUUUCUCUGUGCCGUGAUAAGAGCAUUACACCAGCACUGUGCUUGUAAAAUGCAUCCCCAGUGGAUAAGCCUAAUCACUGCUUCUCUGCCUUACAUGGGGAAAGUGCUACAAAGAGUGGUGGUUUCUGUGACCCUCCAGCUUUGCAGGAACCUGGAUAAUCUGAUUCAGCAAUACAAAUACGAAACAGGGUUGUCUAACAGUAGGCCCCUUUGGAUGGCUUCAGUUACUCCACCAGAUAUGGUGCUUACCCUUUUGGAAGGCAUUACAACCAUUAUUCAUUACUGCUUACUUGACCCAUCUGCACAAUAUCAUCAGCUUCUAGUUAAUGUGAAUCAGAAGUAUAUGUUGGAAGCACGCAGUGGGAUCUUGUCUAUUCUUCACAUGAUCAUGUCAUCUGUGACGCUUCUGUGGAGCAUCUUGCAACAAGCAGACUCUUCAGAAAAACCAGCUGCUGCAGCUGCUGCCUCCGUUACCAUUAUUAAUCUUGGAUCAACAAAGAAUCUGAGACAGCAAAUUCUUGACUUGUUGGGCCCAAUCUCCAUGAACCAUGGUGUUCAUUUUAUGGCAGCGAUUGCAUUUGUAUGGAAUGAAAGGAGACAAAACAAAAAUGCAUCAAGGGCUAAGGUCAUUCCUACUGCCAGCGAAGAACAGCUCCUUCUAGUGGAACUGGUUCGUUCUAUCAGUGUUAUGAGAACAGAGACUGUUAUGCAAACAGUGAAAGAAGUUUUAAAGCAACCACCAGCAAUUGCCAAGGAUAAGAAGCAUCUCUCAUUGGAAGUCUGCAUGUUGCAGUUUUUCUUUGCAUACAUUCAGAGAAUUCCCGUGUCCAACAUAGUAGACAGCUGGGCCUCACUUUUGCUUCUUCUGAAGGAUUCCAUACAGCUUGGCCUUCCAGCUCCAGGGCAAUUUCUCAUUCUUGGCAUUUUGAAUGAGUUUAUUAUGAAAAACCCAAGUCUAGAUAAUAAGAAGGACCAGAGAGAUCUUCAGGAUGUAACCCACAAAAUAGUAGAUGCCAUUGGAGCAAUUGCUGGCUCAUCCCUGGAGCAGACUACAUGGCUAAGGCGAAAUUUGGAGGUUAAGCCUUCCCCCAAGAUCAUGGUUGAUGGAAACAACUUGGAGUCUGAUGUUGAAGAUAUGUUAUUUCCAACUAUGGAAACAUCAAGCAUAACUCCAUCAGUUUAUAGUGUUCAUGCCCUAACACUGCUAUCUGAGGUUUUGGCUCAUCUUCUGGACAUGGUUUUCUAUAGUGAUGAAAAAGAAAGAGUUAUUCCACUGCUUGUAAAUAUAAUGCACUACGUUGUGCCUUACCUUCGCAAUCACAGUGCCCAUAAUGCCCCCAGUUAUCGAGCCUGUGUUCAGCUCUUGAGCAGUCUGAGUGGAUAUCAAUACACUAGGAGAGCAUGGAAAAAGGAAGCAUUUGACCUCUUUAUGGAUUCCAGUUUCUUUCAGAUGGAUGCUUCCUGUGUUAAUCAUUGGAGAACAAUUAUGGAUAAUUUGAUGACUCAUGACAAAACUACAUUUAGAGAUUUGAUGACACGUGUGGCUGUAGCUCAGAGCAGUUCGCUCAAUCUGUUUGCUAAUCGGGAUGUAGAGCUGGAGCAGCGUGCCAUGUUGCUGAAGAGGCUGGCGUUUGCCAUUUUCAGCAGUGAAGUGGACCAAUACCAGAAAUACCUUCCAGAUAUACAAGAAAGGCUGGUAGAAAGUCUGCGCCUGCCUCAGGUGCCCACCCUGCACUCCCAGGUGUUCCUGUUCUUCAGGGUCCUGCUUCUCAGAAUGUCUCCACAGCAUCUUACCUCACUUUGGCCAACCAUGAUCACUGAGUUGGUCCAGGUAUUUUUAUUGAUGGAACAAGAGCUCACCGCUGAUGAAGAUAUCUCAAGAACUUCAGGCCCAUCUGUUGCUGGUUUGGAAACGACAUACACAGGAGGCAAUGGAUUCUCUACAUCCUACAACAGUCAGAGAUGGUUAAACCUUUAUUUGUCUGCUUGCAAAUUUCUGGAUUUAGCCCUGGCAUUGCCCUCUGAAAAUCUUCCUCAGUUUCAAAUGUAUCGGUGGGCCUUUAUUCCAGAAGCAUCAGAUGAUUCAGGGUUGGAGGUGCGAAGGCAAGGCACACAUCAAAGGGAAUUCAAACCAUAUGUGGUGCGAUUAGCAAAAUUACUGCGAAAAAGAGCAAAGAAAAAUCCAGAAGACGACAGCUCAGGGAAAACCUUGAACUGGGAACCUGGUCACUUGCUCCUGACCAUCUGUGCUGUCCGUAGUAUUGAGCAGCUUCUGCCUUUCUUCAACGUCCUGAGCCAAGUUUUUAACAGCAAAGUCACCAGCAGGAGUGUUGGACAUUCAGGGAGCCCUAUGCUUUACCCCAACUCUUUCCCCAACAAGGACAUCAAAAUGGAGAACCAAAAGACAUUCUCCAGCAAAGCAAGACAAAAAAUUGAAGAGAUGGUUGAGAAGGACUUUCUGGAAGGAGUCAUAAAGACAUAAGGCAUAAAGGACAAAACAUUCAUCUUAAAUGUAAUGUAACUUCAAAUGAGACCACUCCAUCUUUCCAGAGUGUAUAGUUUCCCUUUUUCAUACUUUGUAAUGUAUACUUCAGGAUGUAUUUAAUUUAAAUACCUGUAAAUAAGUUCUGGAUGUCUCCUGAAUCAAGUUUAAAUAUUGUGGGCCCAUAUUGAGUAUGGUGCCUAAUAUUUAUGGUACUUUUUGUUUGUCAUCCUAAGUUCUGUCUUUAAGAAAAUCUACAAUACAAGUUGCACAUUUUUUUCUAGUAA
Molecule: messenger RNA, 8075 nt
Organism: Hemicordylus capensis (graceful crag lizard)
Lineage: Eukaryota; Metazoa; Chordata; Lepidosauria; Squamata; Cordylidae
Gene: DOP1A
Product: DOP1 leucine zipper like protein A
Exons: 39
Coding region: 376-7788 (2470 amino acids)
Biological process (GO): Golgi to endosome transport
Cellular component (GO): trans-Golgi network; endosome
Source: RefSeq, a predicted model, not a curated record